Condylura cristata (star-nosed mole) is the source of this 1045-nucleotide messenger RNA. It is a transcript of the gene PARK7, whose product is annotated as parkinson protein 7. Gene Ontology annotation, cellular component: nucleus; cytosol. The coding region runs from base 211 to 780 and encodes 189 amino acids. The transcript is spliced from 7 exons. The record is from RefSeq and is a predicted model, not a curated record. NCBI's taxonomy places the organism in Eukaryota, Metazoa, Chordata, Mammalia, Eulipotyphla, Talpidae. Gene Ontology annotation, molecular function: protein deglycase activity. Gene Ontology annotation, biological process: protein deglycation, glyoxal removal; guanine deglycation, glyoxal removal.
GCGUCUGCGCAGUGCCGACCUGGGCGUCCGCUGGGCGACCGCUUCUUGCUGUGCGGGCCGCAGGGGCGGGCCAGCAGUGCGCGUGCGUGCUCGCGUGCGCCCCCGCCGCCCCCACGUGUGCGGUUCUGCUUCCGUCGUCCCCCGCGCUGACUGAGGGCCGAGCGCCGCGUCUGCGGGACGAGAGGCUCAGUCUUUAAACAAUACAACAUAAUGGCGUCAAAAAGAGCUUUGGUCAUCCUAGCGAAAGGCGCCGAGGAGAUGGAGACCGUCAUCCCCGUAGAUGUCAUGAGACGGGCUGGAAUUAAGGUCACCAUCGCAGGGCUGGCGGGAAAGGACCCGGUGCAGUGUAGCCGUGAUGUGGUCAUUUGUCCUGACACCAGUCUGGAAGAUGCCAGAAAGCAGGGGCCUUACGAUGUGGUGGUUCUGCCAGGAGGUAACCUGGGCGCACAGAAUUUAUGCGAGGCAGCUGCGGUGAAGGAGAUCCUGAAGGAGCAGGAGAGCAGGAAGGGCCUCAUCGCCGCCAUCUGUGCAGGUCCCACGGCCCUGUUGGCUCAUGAAGUAGGCUUUGGAAGCAAAGUGACAACACACCCGCUUGCCAGGGACAAAAUGAUGAAUGGAGGUCAUUACAGCUACUCGGAGAACCGCGUGGAGAAGGACGGCCAGAUCCUCACCAGCCGGGGGCCCGGGACCAGCUUCGAGUUCGCGCUGGCCAUCGUCGAGGCGCUGAGCGGCAAGGAGGUGGCCGAGCAGGUCAAGGCGCCGCUCGUCCUCAGGGAUUAGCGCAGAGGCGGUCCAGAGAGGCUGUCGGGCCCCUCACCUGGUGGGGGUGGCGGGGGCAGGGCGUCCUCCCUUUCCCCAGAGCUGCCUGCGCCCACGCGGGUCCCCACUGAGCCUGCCCUCGGUGACCGCCACUUGUCCUUCAUCGGCGUCCCUGGCGGCCGAGUGAGUGGGCGACGUAGCUGCUUGAGCAGAGCGGGAGGGUGGGGAAUUGCCUGCGCCCCUUACCGUCUCUUUAGUGUGCUAUUAAAGACACCGUGAAGCCGGC